Messenger RNA from Hydractinia symbiolongicarpus, 2545 nucleotides. RefSeq lists its product as uncharacterized. NCBI's taxonomy places the organism in Eukaryota, Metazoa, Cnidaria, Hydrozoa, Anthoathecata, Hydractiniidae. The transcript is spliced from 2 exons. The record is from RefSeq and is a predicted model, not a curated record. Bases 355 to 1203 code for a protein of 282 amino acids.
CCGAAUAAGAUUGUGUGACCAAGUCUACUUUAUGAUUUUUUGUUUAGACCUUGGCUUAGCGCAGAUACAAGCCUACCAAGAUUUUAUCAAUAGACAAGAGAGGUACUGUUAUCUAUAUUUUAAAUUAAUCAAAAUGAUUUCAUAAAGAAGCCAUGGUGCUAACAAGUACACAAUUCUUUUCUCUUUUUUUUCCAGAUAAUAUCCUGAGAUGCCUAUACAUGAAGUUCUACAUAAAGCUGAGAAGGAGAAUAUAGAUACAUGUGACAGGUAAUUUUUUGUGAAGUACAUUUUUCUGUGUUAUUGCCAAUUUUUUUUUAUUUAAGGUACUUUUGUUUUAAUCAUUGUUUUUAAAACAUGUAUAUCAAAUUAACUUACAGGGCUUUGGCCGACUGUUUCAAAAUGGGAAACAAAGUAUACCUACCAAUUGAAAUUUGGGAUGACAUACCAAUCAAUGAUGUCCAAUUUCUGCCACAUAACAUCAAUGGCAAAAAAAUAUUCUGUUUACCAUUCAACCCUUUGGAUAGAAUGGCCUCCACAAUUGACGGACGACCAUGGCAGAAAUAUGUUGUUUCUAAAAGAAAAGAUUUUCAUGGCUUAAGACGAUUAGCCAAAUGCAAAGGCAGUUACAAAUGUUUGAACAACAACUGCAGUUAUUUAAAAGAAUUCAACGAAAGUAAUAGACAUCACUUCAAGGGUAUUAAAUGUGUCCACUGUAAACUAGAAGGGGAAUUGGUUGCCUGUGAAGUAAGGAAGAUAUGGGAGUUCUAUGAUAACAACAAAGUUAGGGUCUACCAUUAUGGUAAUCACUCGUGUGUUUGCAAGCCUCUCCUGGAUACAGCAACAACAAAUAACAUCAUUGAUCAAUUCAAGGACAAUCCCAAAUUAAAACCAUGUCAACUAGCAAGCACAGUUUUAUGUAAAGCAAUGACAGAAGGGAAGUGGGACAAAUUGGAUGAAAUAUCUAUGUCCUUGGUAGAUGUUCAAAAAACCAACAACUUAAAGAAGAAAGCAUUGAAAGAAAUACAACCUCAUGGACACUCCUUGGAAGCUGUAUCAAUUCUCAAAACAGCUACAGACAAAAGGGACAAGUUCUUGAUAUAUCAACUAAAUGAUCGGAAAUUCAAUGGUGAACCAACCUUUGUAUUUAAAACAAGUGAAUUCAAGUUAAAAUUGAUCAAAGAUAUGGACCGUUUUUGGAGAUAAAGUUUUAUCAACUGAGUAUGCACACAUUGAUGGGAAAGAGAACAGAUGUUUACACUUCACAACCCUUGUUCUCAGCGUAUACCAUCCUAUCUUACGUAAACAAAUCCCACUUGCAAUAAUGGAGUGCGAAGGCGAGUCAACAAUAGCAGUCAAAAAAUUUUGGCAAUUAGUGGAUAAAGCAUUGUCAGAGAAAUUCAACAAGGCAGAAAAGUUCAACCCUUGUGGUUUAAUAAGUGAUGAAGCUGGAGCAUUUUGGAAAGCCGCAUCUGAAACCUUCCACCCAGAUAUUGUGGCCAACAGUGUCAGUUGUGAAUUUCACUUCAAGGAAAAUGUAAACAGACACUCAAGGGCACUAGGUAAUAAAAAUUUUUCUUAUUUAUCUUUCAUACUUAUUUACCUGAUGCUUAAAAGAAAAAAUGUACAGAGAAUCUUAACCUCAUUUCUGGGACAUGUGUAAAUCAUUCCAUUAUAUUUCUUUUCAUACAGCUGACGAUAAAAGCAUUUAACAUUUUAAAAAGUUGGCAUUCCAAUGGCUGGAAUCUGCAACUCCAGCUGGCUAUCAAACAACACUUUGCGUCCUUCAAAACUUUUGCAUCACCACUGCUGCAAAGAAAAACCUUACAAAUUUUAUUACUUGGUGGAACAACAGGAAGAUGCAUUGGUCACGUGCAUACAAGGCUACUUUGUUCUCCCCAACAACAAAUCAAGCAGAAGUCAUAAACCGGCCAGAUACUGAAAAAGAGCAGAAAAAAAGAGGACGAAAACCAGCCAAACAUGUGAGUGCUUAUGACAUUGACUUGAACGUUGAAACAUGUGACCAUGCAAAUUUAGGGAAGAACGCAGCAUAACUUUUAAUAGAACAUUGCAAAGGGCAAUUGCUCAAAAAAAUGACAUAAAAAUUGACAGAAUUGAAAGAGGUCCACAAAAAACAUCAUUUACUGUUAAGAGCAAGAAGGUAUUCCAGCUUACUAGUGAUAAAAAACAUAUCUUCUGGAGCACCUAUACCACAAUCAUUGAUGCGUCACCAAGUUGUGACUGCCAAUUCCUUCUGGCAAAUCUGAACGAAAUAUGUAAGCACAUGGUUUGGAUAUUGCUUAACAUCUAUGGUUGUUUACCCAACAACAUUAUCUUGCAUCAACGAGGAUACACCUCUCAAGAAUUGGAAUUCAUGCAAGAAAAUGAAAUAAAACAAGUCGCUGAAAGUAUUAAGUAUCAGAAAGCAAACAAAGACGUAAAUGUAAGUGGCUCAAAAACAACUAGCAAAAUGGAAGAAAUAUUUGAGAAGCAUCCAGCCAACAAAACGAAACAAGACUGGAAAAAUACGAAGCUUAAAAAGCAGAAA